Molecule: messenger RNA, 858 nt
Organism: Trichomonas vaginalis G3
Lineage: Eukaryota; Parabasalia; Trichomonadida; Trichomonadidae
Product: chromatin remodeling
Exons: 1
Coding region: 1-858 (285 amino acids)
Biological process (GO): chromatin remodeling; regulation of DNA-templated transcription
Cellular component (GO): chromatin; nucleus
Source: RefSeq, a predicted model, not a curated record
AUGGGCAUAACUCCAACACAGAAGCAACGCUGCCAGCGCAUAAUCGAACAGAUUCGCAGAUAUAGAAUAUCCAAGAUAUUUGAUAAGUCAGUAGACAGAGAUCUAUAUCCAAACUACUACGAAAUCAUUAAAAGCCCAAUGGCUCUUGAAGUUCUUGAAAUUAAGCUUAGAGAAAACAGAUAUAAUAGCAUAGAAGAGUUUAAAUCAGACAUUGCUUUAAUAUGGGAUAACGCAGUUAAAUUCAACGGUGAAACCAAUUGGAUUACAAUGUGUGCAAACUAUCUAAGGAUUGUCAGUCAAAAAUUGGUCGCCCACUUUACAGAUGAUCCUGUUCAAGAUUGGCUGACCGAAUUUAAGAUCAUCGAUGUUAAAGUUCAUAAGAUAUACAAGUAUAUUAACGAUCCCAAGGAAGGAUAUCCAAAGGCAGGACACAAACACCAUGGAGAAUCUUCUAAAUCAGCACAAGCCAUCAAAGAGAGCAAACAAGACCAUGCUCCUGUUGAAAAGGCUCCAGAACCAGAGCGCCGCUCACAGACAGAGCAGCGCCAAAAGGAAAGGAGGGCUGAUAGGUCAGGAACUACUGCUAGUCAGCCGCCAGCACCAGAACCUGCUAAGCCAGCUGCUCCUGCUAAUCCACCACCACCUCCAGCUCCAAAACCAGCUCAAAUUCAAAUUACAGACGAAAUUACUGAUCAAAUUCUCGACAAAUACCAAAAUGGAACUGAUGAAGAUGUCGAGAAAGUAUCAGAAAUCAUUGCAAAGCAUCAUCCAGAUAUUACCGAUGAUUCUGAAAUUGAUCUCAAAGAUUUGAGCCAAGACUGCCGCCGUGAGAUUGCAAGAUACUUCAAACUUAUUUGA